This is a messenger RNA of Ostreococcus lucimarinus CCE9901, 1233 nucleotides long. RefSeq lists its product with no specific name. Gene Ontology annotation, molecular function: rRNA binding. The coding region runs from base 1 to 1233 and encodes 410 amino acids. The transcript is spliced from 2 exons. Gene Ontology annotation, cellular component: preribosome, large subunit precursor. The record is from RefSeq and is a predicted model, not a curated record. Lineage: Eukaryota; Viridiplantae; Chlorophyta; Mamiellophyceae; Mamiellales; Bathycoccaceae. Gene Ontology annotation, biological process: ribosomal large subunit assembly; rRNA processing.
AUGGCGAAGACGCGACGGAGAAAGCGACGAACGCACGUGGACGCGGACGCGGGCGGCGGGAGCAAAGGCAAAGACGCGGACGCGCCGCGGACGUUCGUGUUCACGCGAGGACGCAUGGCGGACGCGGUGAAGGAUCUGAGCGAGGAUUUGCGAAAGGUGAUGGAACCGCACACGGCGCGGAAUUUGAAGGAAUCGAAGAGCAAUAAGUUGAAAGAUUUCGUGCAAGUAUCCGGACCGCUGGGGAUUUCGCACUUUUUGAUGCUCAGUUCGUCGGACGCGUCCAAGUAUUUCAAGAUUUGUCGAACGCCGAGAGGGCCGACGUUGACGUUUAAGAUUCAUUCGUUUUCCCUGUCGAACGAGGUCGCAGCGACGCAAAAGAACCCGAGGAAUCCAGCGAAGGCGUUUUUGUCGCCUCCGCUCGUGAUUUUAAAUAACUUUGGCGAUGAAGCGCAUCAAAAGUUGGCGACGAUUACGUUUCAGAAUAUGUUUCCGCCUAUCAACGUGCGCAAGGUGAAGCUUUCAACGUGUCAGCGCGCCGUGCUCGUGGAUUACGACGCCAAGACGAAAAGAUUUCAGUUUCGUCACUACAGCAUCAACGCCGCGCCCGUGGGGGCGAAUAAAAAAUUGAAGAAGCUCUUACAGUCGAGAAACGCGCCCGAUUUGGGGGACACGCAAGACGUGAGCGAAUUUUUCGACAAGAGAGUCGGCGACGCGAGCGAUAGCGAAGGCUCCGACGACGAAAGUCGACGAGUGCACUUGACGCAGGACUUCAAUCGCGUCGCUCACGCCGACAGCACGUCCAAGAUUAUCCUCAACGAAAUCGGUCCUCGCAUGGAACUCGAGCUCGUCAAGGUCGAGGAAGGCAUGUGCGACGGCCGCGUGUUAUACCACGCCUACGUCAAGAAAACCGCGGAAGAGGUCAAAACUCUCGAGCAGAAAAAGGUCGAGCGCGAAAAGUUACGAAAACGCCGACGAGUAGAGCAAGAAGCGAACGUCAAGCGCAAGGCGCGCGAGAAGGAAAUCAAAGCGGACGCCGAGCGCGCCCGUCAAGGCAAAUCCAAAAAGAAAUCCUCCGCCGUGGACGAGUUCGGGAACGUCCGCGACGUCGAGGGUGAGGCAGAAGACGACGCCAAGUGGGCCGCCGCGUUCGAACGCGAAGAAAAAGAAUGGCGAGAGGGCGACGUGUACGACGAGCGUUCCGGAAAGACAAAGCGUAAACGCCACGGCGACUAG